CAGAAUGACAGAUGACAAAAAUUUUCAAAGGAUUUUUUCAGUUGAUUUUAGCGACUCUGUCGACCGUUGAAUUUAGAGAUUUAUUCUGCGGUUGAUGAUUUAACGACUAUUUGCAUGCGAAAUAACGUAACUUGGUUACGAUUGGUUCAUAAACAAUGAAAAACUGGUCCUGUGCCAAAAAGCGUGCACAGGUUUAGAACAGGUGUCGUAAAUACUAGCUAAUACUGAAGUCCUACAAAAACUAAAUUCAAUCAACCUUAACGUAAAAAAAUCUAUGGAUCACAAUAAGCCGAUUAAAAACUAGCACUUUCCAAGAAUAAGCAAACAGGUAUAAAUCACAAAAAUUAAUCGUCAAUAAGGGCUAGAUUGGGCCAGAUUGGGCCAGAUUGGGCCAGAUCGAGUAAGACCGAAUUCCCAAAAAACCGGAAGUUUAAAUGCGCUCCUGGUUACUUUAGCGCGUUACACUCACUCACAUUACACUUGUUGGGUUCGACAGUAAAUUUCUUCACACUCUAAAACAAGUGUCACCAGGCUGCCCAAUCCAGGGGGGUUGUGUCACGCAAUCGCGUGGUGCUUGGAGCUCUGCCAAGCAUCGCGUGAUGUCUGGGUUUUCUGCUACAGUAGUUAUUUGUCUAAUUGAUCGCUGCCUUUUCGAGAAAACGCAAAGAAGAAAGCAGGAGUUAGCAGAGAUGGCCCGCUCUGCUUCGAGUCUUUUAAUCAAUGUAAACGAUCUACUGAGUUUACAAGGAGUGGAGAAACAAAGAGUUGAAUUCAAGAAAGCGUGGCACAGUAGAAAAGAAGGUGGAACGUAUUGGCAAAUUGUUCAUACAAUUUGCGCCUUCGCGAACGACUUUUACAAUGACAAUGGCGGAUACAUAAUUAUUGGCGUGGAAGAAAAGGAAAACUGGGAAGAUCAAGGAGAUGAUCGCCAAAUCAUUCUUCCGCCACUAGGUGUUCCAGGAAGGGACCUAGAUCGAGUACAAAAGGAGAUUUUGGGAGCGUGCCGAGCAAACAUCAAGCCCGAAUACUUCCCCAUCCUGUCACCUGAAGUCGUGGAAAGCCUGGGAGAAAGAAAGCAUGUAUUAGUGCUUUGGGCCAUGGCCUCCGAUAACAGGCCACAUAAGUGCAAAGAAAGCGAGAAAGGAGACCAUCGCUUCUAUAUAAGGCGGGGAACAGAGACCAAGAAGGCUUCUCCAGGAGAAAUCGAUGAUCUGCUGUACCUCAAGAACAAGAUUCCAUUUGACGACAGGAGGGCUAUUGACAACUCAGAAACUGGCAAGCAGCUGUCUGAAGACAACAUAGACAUAAACCUUGUGAAGACCUUUUUGAAAGGCAUUGGCUCCAAAUUACUAGAACAGGAUGACAAGGGUCCAGUCUACCUGCUCGAUCGGUUAAACCUAUUAAGAAAUAUCGGAGACAAAAGUGUUGGUGUCAUGCUUAAGCCAGUGUGGGUACCCAGAAAUGUAGCCCUGCUGUUCUUUCACCAGAAACCACAUGAAUUUUUCAGAGGGGCAAGAACUGAAAUUGCACUGUACACUCAUGAUGAUGUGACAGAUGAAGUGCCGGUAACUGGACCAAUUGACCAGCAGAUUGAUGUGGUCUUGUCUUUCAUAUUAAAGAGAACAAAAGAAGAAGCUCGCCAUGAGUAUGUCGCCUAUCCAGAGCGAGCUCUUCGCAAGGCAGUUGUGAAUGCCUUCUACCAUAGAAGCUAUGAGCAUUGCCACUGUGAUCCAAUUAAAAUUCACAUCAAGCCAAACUGCAUUGAUGUCAUUAGUUAUCCUGGUCCUAACCCCACUCUCAAGGAGGAACACUUCACAGAGGGCAGUGAAGUUCCAUGUGUGCCAUCUAGAAACAGAAGAAUAGCUGAAUUCCUCAAAGACAGGAAAUUGGCUGAAGGUCGGUUCACUGGAGUUAGAACCAUUUUCAAAUCCAUGAAGCAGAACAAGAAUCCAAAGCCAUCCUUUUACUUCAGUUCAGAACACUUUCAUGUUCGUCUUCCUGGCCAUCCAAAAUACAUAGCCCAUUCGAUUCUUCGAGAUGUUGACAACCUCUGUGCAAAGGGAGAAAAAGAAGAUGCAGUGCAACUUCUCAAGAAAUUUCUUGAUAAACAUCUUUCUGACGAAAAUUCAUCCAUAUGCUCUGAUAUGUUAAUUCGUAAACUGCUUGAGCUGCACGAGAAUGAUGCAACCCACCCAAAUGUUCAGAAAUAUGAAAGCUUCAUCUCUGACAAGCUUAAGAGACGCAUUCCCCUGAUCACAGAACUUUGCAAAUGGUGUGUUGCUGAAGAAAUGCAGGACAUUUCAAUUGGUGUUGCAUUAGUAAAGAAGCUAGUAGAGGAAGGAGCAACGUGUGAGGAUCUGCACUCUGUCAUUUCAAAAGCAGUUGCUUUGUGCCAGAAGAGAAGUAAUGAUGGGCAACAAGUGUUGGAGGCUAUCCAAAAUGCUCACAAGCUGUUUGAGGCAAUGGGUGAUUUAACUCAAACAAAUGCCUAUGUAGCAUUCCAAUUUGCCUGCUGCAAGUUUAACCUAUAUGUGAAGAAAGGUCAUGGAGAUAGGCAACGUAAAGAUCUUAUAAGCUACCUCAAGGAAGCUGAGGAUUAUGUCCAUAAGGCCACACAGCUAACAAAUGAUGAAUACAAGCAUCACUUGGCCAUGCAACAUCGCCAGCUUGGCUACAUCCACUCACAGUUAUGUUUAAUCCAAAAGUCAACGGAGGAACAUAUCAUAAACAACUUUGAUAAGGCUUGUAGAUAUAACCCUGAAAUCAGAAUCAGCCCGGUCUUCAUUCCACCACAGUACCGUUCUCAGUACAUGCCCUCAGGAAACUUGGGCAGUCCAGUGGCUGACUUCUCUUUUGUGUUGUAACAGAACAUGACAAACUUGUGUUGUGCAAAGUCAUAGUAGAGGCCUCUAUUUAGGAGGUUUGAGCACUUUUAAUUAAUGGCAAAUCACUUUGCUUGCCAGAAUCCAAGUGAGAUGACAGACCAAAAUAACAAAGAAAACACUACAUACUUCUACUUCAUCGUUUUACAGGAAUCAGUUUAGUCUGACUUCGCUCUUUCUCGUUUUCACAGCCAGUCAAGUAUGGUAAUUAUUUCUUGACCUUUGCAUGAGUUAUUUUUCCUCACAUUUACAAAAUUAAGGCAAAAUGAUACACAAACAAAGCACAUUAUAUUUUGCCAGAUAGCCUUCGUUUUUGUGUUUUAUUGUACCAUAAUCUUGUAAAGUACAUAGAAAACAAUUUAUAUAUAUCCAAAUGGUAAACAAGACAUUAAGAAUUGUUUGUGGAACUAUACAAUACAUGUAUGAUUCAACAAUGCCCAAUGCAUUGUAAGUGGUUUUAGUAUAACAAUGUAAGUAAUACAAACAUUGUAUUGAAAGAGUAGUGAUAGUACCGUAAUAAAAUUAUAAGUAAUAGAACAUAAUGUAAGUACAGAGCAUUCUGUACAAGUAUCGUAAUGUAGGUGAUUUAAGUAUCGCAUUGUAAGUAACUAGUGUUCUUUCUGUGGAAUUAUAAAAAUAAUGAAAAACCAGGUGGCUGGCCUGUUAAUUUUGAGAGAAGGGGAGUAGACUAAGGGUUUUUUCCUUUACUCUUGGCAAUAACAUUUCACUUUUCCAUUGUAGGAAUUAUUUUUGGUAAUUACUGCCAAAAAGGUUACAUCUACAUUCAGUAUAUUUAAAUUUAGCUUGGUUGUGAGGCCUACAGGAUACACAGUUAACAAGCACAAAUGUUCACUUCUAAUUUCCAGGUCCUCUAGGCUUUGCUAUCAAGCUCGAUUUAUAUAUAGCUAGAGUAGCCUAUUUCCCCCCCUCCCCCCCAUGGCUCAUAACUUAGCAGAAAAAGAUGAGAUCUUGUUGAAGUGUCUGUUAACUAUGACUGUGGUCUGUUCAUGGGAGGUCCCACGAGGAAAGAAAAAUAGACACUGCAAUAAUUCAACAUUGUUCAAUCAGUAAACAGCCAAGUUUGAGCUGUACUGUAGUUUCAUUUUGAAGGUAAAGGUAUCUAGUACUGCAGCAGUGAACCGCAGGAAUGGCAUGUACACCCACUGUUUUUUCCAAGGUAUUCCUUGCUGGGAAGACAAAAAAAUUCUGCCAAACGAUUUUCAUGUACACCUCUCAUGACAGGUCUAUCUCAGCUUACAGAUAGCUUAACACACAGAAUUCUUAAGGUGGCUGAACACAACUUUUCGGAACCAUGUUUAUUCAUAAUUUUUCAAACCCCAAAAAGGCAAGAUGCAAGCACAGUCUUUGGUAGCCUCCUUUCCAGCUGUUAUUAGGGUAAUCUUGCAACACUUGGAGAAAGCAUUGCAUGACAACCCUAAUAACGGCUGCAAAGGAGUCUUAGGUGGUUUGAUAGUUCAGAUGAUGAUGAUGUUGUCAUGGCAACAUGAUCAGAUAUACAAAAUUGGGGUUUGAUCAUUUAUAGAAAAUCCAGAUUUUAUCAUCAUUUGCAUGCAACAACCAUGCAACUGAAUGCUGUCAUGUUAAUGCUAUUUUAAUAAUUUUAGUUUUACAGAGAUAAUUUGUAAUUAUACUUUGUGUCCUUAGUCAAAGUAUGACAGGAUUAUUAAGAAUUCCCUCUGUUAAAUAUUUAUUUCAGGAUUUUUUCUUCAAAUUCACUUACUUAUUUCCGGCAGUAUUUUCUUGCCAAAUUUCACAAAAUUCUAGCAAGUGGUUCUUGAGCAAGAAAGCAAUAGCAGCAUUCAGUCUUAAUUUUCAAACAACAACUCAUGCACUGCAUUUAACUGGGUUCUUUCAAUAAUGAAGAAAACCCUGAAAAAUUGCUAAGUUCUUUGCAUCUUAACAUUUGCUAACAAAAAUUUAAACCUGUAACACAGUGUCAUUUAUGAAGAAAAUUCGCACAAAGACCCUUGGCAUAGAACAAAUAAACUCAUUGAUGUAAUGGUGACAUGUUUGUUUUGUUUUUGUGAUUAUUGUGCUUGCACUGAAUUGCAUUUAACAAGAGCACACCAAAACUGUCUGUGAAAUGCCCAGGAGCUCUUAGGGAAGGUUUCACACUAUUGCAUAACUUCAAACAAAUUUAUAUAUCUGAUCAUAGCUGCUGUUAGUAGAGCUACCAAAUAAGAUCUGACUGAAAUGUCAU
Messenger RNA from Orbicella faveolata, 5103 nucleotides. RefSeq lists its product as uncharacterized. NCBI's taxonomy places the organism in Eukaryota, Metazoa, Cnidaria, Anthozoa, Scleractinia, Merulinidae. The record is from RefSeq and is a predicted model, not a curated record.